Molecule: messenger RNA, 11820 nt
Organism: Phasianus colchicus (ring-necked pheasant)
Lineage: Eukaryota; Metazoa; Chordata; Aves; Galliformes; Phasianidae
Gene: SLC49A4
Product: solute carrier family 49 member 4
Cellular component (GO): membrane; intracellular membrane-bounded organelle
Source: RefSeq, a predicted model, not a curated record
CCCUCCCCGACCGCGCAUGCGGCUGUGCCGGGCCGGGGCAGCGCCGCCGCGCUCGGGGCCUCAAGUGCGGGCGUCCCCGGCCCCCUAACCUCCGGCCCGACAGAUGGGCUUAGGCUGGAGCAGCGCGGAGGAGCGGCAGCCGCUCCUGCGGCCCCCGCCGCCCCCGCCGGCAGCGCAGCGGAGGCCGCAGCAGCCUCGGGGGCCGGCGGGGGGCCCGGCCGUGCCGGUGCCGGUGCCGGUGCGGCGGUUGGCGCCGGCCGCGGGCCGCGUGUACGGGCGGCGGUGGUUGGUGCUGCUGCUCUUCUCGCUGCUGGGCUUCUCGCAGGGCCUGGUGUGGAACAGCUGGGGCCCCAUCCAGAACUCGGCCCGCCUGGCCUUCGGUUUCAGCGGCUGGGACAUCGCCCUGCUCGUCUUCUGGGGGCCCAUCGGCUUCGUGCCCUGCUUCUUCUUCAUGUGGCUGAUGGACAAGAAGGGUCUCAGAGUAACUGUAUUACUGACAUCAUCACUCAUGGUAUUGGGAGCUGGCCUAAGAUGUGUUCCAGUUUCAGACCUGGAACUAAGGAAGAAGCUGAUUCAUGGAGGGCAGCUGUUAAAUGGCUUGGCGGGGCCAACUGUGAUGAACGCAGCCCCGUUUCUUUCCACAACAUGGUUCUCUCCAGAUGAACGUGCGACAGCAACGGCGAUUGCCUCCCUGCUCAAUUACCUGGGCUGUGCUGGUGCGUUUUUAGUGGGACCUCUUGUAGUGCCAUCUCCUAAUGGAACAUCACACCUCCCGCUGUUGUCGCAGAGCAACACCGAGCACAUCAAGGACCGCAUUGAGGCUGUGCUCUAUGCAGAAUUUGGGAUAGUUUCCUUGAUAUUUUCCGCAGCAUUGGCCUACUUCCCCUCACGCCCUCCAUUCCCUCCCAGUGUGGCUGCAGCUAGUCAACGGCUUAGCUACAGGAGGAGCUUCUGCAGACUCUUAAGCAAUUUCCGAUUCUUGAUGAUUGCUUUAGCCUAUGCUAUACCACUGGGUGUUUUCUCUGGCUGGUCUGGCGUUCUGGAUUUGAUAUUAACACCAGUUCAUGUGAGCCAAGUAGAUGCAGGCUGGAUUGGAUUUUGGUCUAUAGUUGGAGGUUGUGUUGUUGGCAUAGCAAUGGCAAGAUUUGCAGAUUUUAUUAGGGGCAUGCUGAAAUUUAUUCUGCUGCUGCUUUUAUCUGGAGCAACGUUAGCAUCAACCUGGUUCACUCUCACCUGUCUAACAAGUGUCACCCAUCUGCCUUUAACCACAGCCACACUGUACACAUCCUGUAUUUUGUUGGGCAUAUUUCUCAACAGCAGCAUACCAAUAUUCUUUGAGCUCUUUGUGGAAACAGUCUACCCUGUUCCAGAAGGAAUUACCUGUGGAGUUGUCACCUUUUUGAGUAAUGUGUUUAUGGGAGUGCUUUUGUUUUUCCUCACGUUUUACCACACAGAGUUCUCCUGGUUCAACUGGUGCCUCCCAGGAUCGUGUCUGCUCAGCCUGCUCCUCAUCCUGUGCUUCCGGGAAUCCUACGACAGACUCUAUCUCGACGUUGUGGUCUCUGUUUGAUAACACAGGACUGCUGACAGGUUGGGAGAGACUGAGUUGAUUUUUGCAGUCUGCACAUCUGCCUGGAUUUGCACAGCUGGCCAGAGGGGAAAAAAAAUACAAGAUAUAAUUGUGGCUUUAUUAGUAAAGGUGAGGACAGGAUGUUUCUUACAUUCAAGCCCACUCAAUUUGCAUUCAUUACUGGCAGAUGAAUGUGCAACUUGAGUGGUCAUAAAGAUGCCUGAAGUGCACAAGGAGAAUAUAUCUGAUGUACAGGUUCCAGUGUCUGACCUGGGUUUCUCUAUUACUGUUCAUGUAGCAGUGAGGUGUGUGUGUGUGUGUAUGUGUAUAUGAGAGAGAGAGAGCCAACUCAAAGUUGUAAGCACUGGGGUACUGGUAACUUUUGAGUCUUCUAUCAGAAUAGGAACAGUGAAUAAUCUCAAAAAAAAAAAAAGAAAAAGAAAAAAAAAGGGAAAGGAGGACAAAAAAGAGGAAAAAUCUUUUUUAUUAAAGAUCUGUCUUUCAAAUUGCCAGUCAUUUAUAUACCGUGUCCAUUAAACAGUUAAGCUAAAAUAAUUUGGUGCUGUACACUACAUUUACAUUCUAAUAAAGUGAUUUCUGAUAUAAGACACUGGUACCAGGGUUUUUAGCCAUACUAAAUAGCAAAACAAUCCUUGUAAUGUUGCUAGGUGUAUGUUUGUCACCCUGGUGCAUGUAUAAUCCAAAUGAUAGCUGUAGCUGCCACUGAAACAUGACUUGCACAACACUUGCCUCUGAAGUACCACUAUGGUUCUGUAUGGGCACACAGCACCUGUGGUAUCUCAGAAGUUUACUGUAGAGUCAUUUUUUUGGUAAAUUUUGUAGUUUUAAAGGCUGCCACUGUUUCACCUUUUCAUGCUCCAUCUCCAGUACUGCCUUUUGUUCUUUUGUACUGUGAAGACCUGUUCACACAGUUAAGUACUGUUGGUGUGGAUGUUUGAGUCCUGGUUGUUCUCUUCUGGUACUCUUAAGGUAUGCAUGUUUUUUUAAGAUUAGUUUACAAUUGAGGGUGCCUAAGCAAUAUUGUUUGUUAAUCCAAGUCUUUAAAAUCACAGUUUCCUAAAAUAUGUUUAUAGUUUGCUGGGGUACCCUGAUAGCGAAAUGACAAUGAGAAAUAUCUCAUGAGUUCUGGCAUAACACGGGAAACAUAAUGCCAGCUCUUUUUAUCAGAACUAAUUUGUGGUCGUUGUGGCCCUUACUUGAACGUAAAUAUUGAAGACACUUGGAAUAGUUUUUUAACUCAAUUUUAAACUUGCUAAUAAUUUCUUAAUUCUAUUCUUAUAUUUCAGUUCAUCAUCAUUUACAGUAUUCCCUGUGUGUGUGUGCUGUGCUUUGUGUUAGGUGUGCGAGUGUGUCUGCAUGUUUAUAUCUAUGUAUGCACAAAUAUAACUUAUAUAUAUCUUUUACAUAUCUUUAUAAAUAUAUAUAUGAGUUGUAUAAGGGUAUGUGUUUACAUAGGUUUAUUUUAUGUAUUCCUGUCUCUGGAUGGUAGGUAUGCCACUAUUUGUAGCUAAACCAGUCACUGCCGUGAAUGAAAAUACAUACAUGGGCUGUCUGUGACAUGAAUUUUCUUCUCAUGGGGUGAAUGAUUUCCUACUGUAGCUGUUUUAUAAUACGGAGCACAUGCACGUGUUGGAGGAGGUUGGUGUGCAGAGUUCUGUGUCAAUAGAAGUUUGAAUCAAACGCCCUUUGCUCCUACGUGGGGCUCUUCUCUGUCUUUCUUGAGUGAUACAGACACUGUAAACUCACUCAAAUAAAACCUGAUCUGAGCACUACCUUUCAGACAUGUAUCCAUUCAUUCUCUUCUCAUUUAGCGGAGAGGAUACGCCAUUAAUACCUUCAACUCAGGAGUGUAUUUGUGCAGCAAAAUAAGCAUGCUGUUUCAUGGCAGGUGCUUUUAUGUUUUCUGAGCGAUGGAUGUAUUUACUGUAGUAAGUAACAGAAAAUUGACUUAGCUCAUUGCCUGUACCAGCUACUAAAUGAUCUUUUUUUCCCCUUGCAAGUGGUUCUUUGUAGACAGUCGAGCUAACUUAUGUAGAGAUAACUUAAUCAAUCUAACCAUUACAUUCAGAACCACCGGCAUCAUCCUUUUGCUGUUUUCAGAUGGAUGAUAUUAACUGCCCUACUUCUUUUUACUAUGUUUCAGUGCCUCGAAUGGUUUCAGUAUCCAGUAGCUGCUGCUACCUAUUGUCUUCUGAAAACUAGGAUUGCUUGCCAAGAAUUUGAUUGGAGUUACAUUGUCAUGGUAGAAUUGCACCCAUGGAUGGCUCUUCAGAGCUCUACGUCUGCAAUUUACUGUAGCUAUAUUAAGGUGAAAAUUGUACCAUUCAGGCACUGUCCCAAGUGACAGAGGUUUCUAAUCUUUUUGCUGUCCAGGCUAUUUUGAGAUGAAGGAGCACCUGAGGCAGCGUUCAGACUAUAACCUCUUCCUCUUCUGUUCCAGAAAGCAGUGAACAAUUCAAAAUAUUUGUCAGUGCUGCCAGAUCCAGACUAUGUUACUGUCAGGAAGACUGAAGGUCUUGUUUUAAACCUUGUUGAGUGUUCUCCUGAUUUGCUGUGAAUUGCUCACUGCUCUCCUGAAAUUUGGUAGGAGUUUGAGCAUCUGUCUUGGGCACUGUAAUGUGUGGUCUUAAUUACAGCCCUCGGUACCUCUGCACAGAAAACUGAACUGCUGCCUAGAGCUGGGCAGUGCAAGAAGACUGUUGGAGACCUGCACUGUGCCUGCAGGCCUCAAUCUGACUUCCCAGAACAUCUCAUGGAAAUCGGAUUGAAAUCUGAUGGAAAUUGAGUGAACGCCAAAGGAUGGCACCCAAAUGACUUCAAAUUGAUGAGGACCCUGCAUUCCAGACAUGCAAUCUCCAGGUGCUGUGCUCUUAUUACACUAGCAAGUCUAGCAAGGCUUGGAACAGGAGGUGGGGACUGUGAAUGUGCUUGCCGGUAAGUCAGGACCAGCAUCCUCCUGUGGUGGAGCAGUCCAUUUUGUGUUAGUAACCCAACUGAAGCUUUGGGAUUAUUUCUUGGAUAACUUUUUUGCUUCUCUUCAUGGCCCAAAAGAGCACUUUUACCCAGCAGUGCAGAGCCCUCUAAAAUAAAAUGUCCACAGUUAUUUGUAUUUUGAAAAUGCCGGGAAGAAGCACAGUGGUCAUUCUCUUCUCUUUAAAACAUCUUCAUUUCAAGUAGUUAUACUCUGGUCUGCUGCUUGUGUUUCUGUUUAUAUUACUAAUAACUCUUAAUUCGGUUCUACUGGCUUUUUUAUAGCUAGCUUUCAUAUUGCUAAUGGGUUUAGUAGAAGCUGGCUCUGCUUAUGCUGCUGUUUAUUGUCUGUUUGCUGUUUUUACCCAUGAAUUUCCUUUUGAUUCCUUCGCUUUGCUGAGUUCCCUCCUGCUCCCCUGUGUUGGUGGCAGUGCAGGGACUGUGGUGGAGAAGAGCUUCCAUGCUCCCAGUUCCUGCACUUGAGAAGUCAAACAGAUAGGGUUUACGUGUGGUAUGGAUUUAGGUUCACAGCAUCUGCUGAGUUAUUCCAAACCAUCCAAUGGAUCAGGAGUUGUGGGAGUGGGAUGUCUUCAUCUUCACAUGGGUUGGAAAAUCCCAUUCUGUGUCUGUAGCUCUGAGGGGACAGGCUGAUGCAUGUAAUGUGGGAGGGUGGGGUUUCUGUAGGGCCUUUCAGCACUGCAGUACCGUGUGAGUUGAUCAAAUCCACAUAGAACGUGAAGUUUUGUGCUGAGAGAGAUAUCAAUCUCUGGCUUAUCCUAUAGUAAUGCAUUGCCUAGACACUAAUGUAAAUAAACUGGAUUGGUAUUCAUAUAUCGGCUGUUACUGGGAAGGGAAGUGCUGUUCUGUGUGAGGAUUGACUGGAAUAUAAGCAGGGAUUAUGCGGUGAGCACAAUGGAUUUAGCUGUCCUGCACUGCUCUGACAGCAGAUUUUUAAUUGUUAAUCCUCAUUUCUUACUUUAGAUCACGUUCAAAUGUUAAUUAGCAUCUGAAGGGGAAAAAAAAAAAACAACAAAAGCACUCAGCUGGGGCUUAUUUCAUUAGAUUUUCUUUGUUGUUGUAAUUAUGGAUUUUGGUAAUAAUUUGGCAAGGUUUGGCUACACCUGUAUGGGUCUUGUAUCAAGUAUAUGGAUUUGGUGGUAGUGUCGCUGUUCCCAGUGUUCCUAAAGCACCAGGCUAUGGCACAUGCUCUUGUCUGGAUGCAUGUGGGGCUGCGGCUGUUCCUGCUGUGGAGUUGGUGUCGGAGGCAGCUAAGAGUCUGCUUGCUUCACCAGUGAGCAUCAUUUCAGGGCAUGGAGCCGGGUUCCAUGAGAGGCAGCAGACACAGUGAAAAUCAGAUGUUGUCAAUCUGCUUGUAAUUUUUACAGUUUGUCUUUCAAUGCAGAUGAAACUAAUAAAUAGAGGAGGAAAUGUAGCUUGGCCCAAAGUUUUGACAAGCGGCAAAAAGCAAAUAUUUGCACAGAUGCGCUGGCUGCUGCUUUCCAUUUGGGAUCCUGGUAUGUUAGGAACAUCUCGUGCUCAACCGAGUGGUUUGUUGGGCUUGGUCAGGGAAGUCAGUGGGAGAAAGGGAUGUGCUGAUGGGCUGCCCUGAGCCCUGGGGCCUUCGGUCCUGAGCUGCACUCCUGCUGUGACCCACUUCACUGCAGUUGGCAUGCGUUUUACUUUUGUAAUUUUUUAAAGUGAGUUAAUAAAUUUAUUUUAGGGCAAAUUUUACUUUUUGUUUGUGAUAUUCUGAUGCGAUAUAUUUUUUAUUUUGCAGAAAAUAAUGUUUAAACCACCAUAUACCUGUCAGCAUAACACGCCCUCUGUAUUGUUUAACACUGGAAUCUCGUCGUGAUGUGCUUGUCACUUUACAUACUGCUUGUUGCACAUUAAAGAAGUCACUCAGCUGUGCCACCAUCAGUGUUCAUUAAUUCAUAUGGCACCCUGAGGGACUUGCUUAUUUCUGCUAGAAAAUCAAUGAAAAGUACUGAAGGUACUGCUGCACAGUGGAGCAUCCUUAGUCUGAAGGGCUGAGCCCCAACCUUGGGGCAGAGAGCACCUUCUGGCUCUGGUUUCCUGUCCCAAGAUGCUGGGAGCCGUCUGGUUUGCUAUUUUGAAAGGGCCACCCUUCGUCAUCCCUUUGCUCAUGUUUAUUCUUCACCUGAUUGAAACAGACCCAACUGGGAUCCGUGUUUAUGUUCUAGGACUGGCUCUUCAAUAACAUCCCAGCCACGGACAAGUUUAAAAUAGCAUCACCUCCUUUCAGUGUCGGGAAGGCUCUGUCAGUCCUGGUGGUGGGGAGGAGCUGGGCCCAGCUAUUCUUAGCAGCAACCUCUUUCCAGCCUAUAUAUGGGAGCUGGAGGCCACACUGCUCCCAGGCAUAUUUAUUGCCAUGGUGCUGCAGCAAUCUGUGCUGGAGGGAUCAGGGCCAGGGUGUGGCUCAGACCUGUGAGCUGGCAAACCCUCUCUGCUCGGCCUUGCUCAAGGAGAUGCUUUGCCUGCUUUCUAUUUAAUCUUUCCAGCCAUUGGCACCUGCCAAGUGGCCACCCCACAGCAUGAGGAGGCCCCAGUCCAAGUGAAGCCAACAGCAAUGUGAGCAUGUAAAUGGGGUGCAGCAAAAAGAGAAUUUCUGUGAAGAGCCCUUCGAAAAAUUUGUUGUUGCUAAGAAAUGUUGAAAGCAGAAAACAAUAAUGUGGCUGCUGCCAGAGCAAUAAGAGUGCAUCGGCGCUUUGCCUCUCAUGCGCAGCGCUUGCUUGUGACAGUAAAUUAAGUACUGCAGAGAUGGGGAUGAUUUUCUCCGUGGCCAUUGAUGCUUCACAUCACAGAAAUAUCAAACGGUGCUGCUGGAGGUGGUUCAUUACCCGGCGCAGGGAAGCGGAGCACUCUGCCGUUCCCCCAGCAGUGGGCAAUGGCUGCGGGCUGUGUGGUUCUCCCCAUGUCUGAUGACUGGAGGGAGGGCAUUGCCUGUCCUCACCUCAGUGCUGGGAGUGAGGUGAGGUGGUUGUUGGUGGGGCUUUGAUGUUUGGAAGUAGAGUGGGGCAGUGCUGAAAGCUGCUUUGCUGUGAUUAACCUGAGGCUUGGCUGCUAAGCAGAGUGCAGUGACAAUUCCACACGAGUGAAGUUGUAUGAAUGAACUAAAGAAAACACGUCAAAAUGCAUUUCAGCUGUUAGCAAAACAGCAUUUUUAAUGACUCUCCAAAGCCUUUGGUAAUUGAGCUGUGUGUUUGAGAGCGUGCAGUCUUGCACGUACAAUGGAAAGAGAGAAGCCCUGGGAACGGUGCAGGAAGGAGCUUGUGGGCUGGAGCCUCUGACCAGAAGCUUGGGAUGGACAACAUGGGAGUGCAGGACAGAUGCAGAACCUCCUGGAGCCAUCCCAUACACAUGUAAGCACUGUGACUGUCAUUACAGACCUCUUGGACUGCCACAGCUGUCCCCACGGGAAGCAGAGACAGGACUGGGGGGCCUCUUCAGUGGAGGACAUCAGGUUGGGCUGGCACAGUUUGUUAUUGAUAAUGUAAUUUAGUGCUAAUUGACCUUUACUCACCCAUUUUGCAGUGGUUACAAAGCACCCAGCAGUGUUCCCUGAUGGGGGGGGGAGGAAGGGAACAACAGCAAAAGGGAUUCAUGCAGAGGGAUGGGGUAUGUGGGGGUGUGAUCUUCUGCCCCCAGAGCAUUUCUGGCAGAUUGCUUGGAGGGCACAUAGAAAUGGAGUGCACUGAGCCUUCUGUUUUCUCCUUUGUUGGUGUUCUUCGUGCUCAGCCCCAAGCAGCCCUGUGCUGGGACAUCCUACAGCUGCUGCUCCAAGCAAAGCAUCUGCACUGAAUGUGGAGCACCCCUGCUUUCUACACUGGUAAGAACUUGAAAAGUAAACUGGUGCACCUGGGAUGUGGAGUGAAGGUGGGAGAGCAAACUGUGCCAGGGCUGCAAGUGAAGCUGUUAUGUUAAUGAAUCAAAUUAGCACCUAGGAAAAAAUGUUGCGGUAGACAGAUUUCAAGGAAAUUGGAAGUGGGCUCCGACGUGCUGCUUUUUUCUAAUUGUGUGCAGAGGUGUCUCUACAAAACAAAGCCAUUCGGAAGUGCCCCCUCUGUGUUUUGGUGCAAAGUAACUGGAUAAAAAAAUCAAUCAUCUUAUUCACAGCAAGUUUAUUUUUACUGAUCUUGUGCCUCUCAAUUACUUUUUAAUGGUCUGCAUUGAAAAGAAAUUCCUGUAUGCACACUUGAGAACAUGAAAACACCCAAAUGAUAGCUUAUGAUUUAGUAGGAUUAAAGUAUUAUGUAUGCAGGUGCAGCACGUUUCAGGUUAUUAGUAAUCCAAUCUAUUUUUUACGACAUUAUGGUGUAAUUUUCUGUAUAAAACUUCAAUAUAAGUCUCGAGCUGCAUCGGAACAUAAACUAAAAUGUUCCUGACUCUGUCACUUUUCAUGGUCUUUACUUUGAUUAAUAAAUGCAAGUGGAGCUAUAACAUCCCACAGUGAGAGGCCAUGAUCAUCCUUCAAUCAGAGUGUGUCCCCCCUGAUUUCUGGAACUAUUUGCAUCUCAGUGCAGGGGAUGAGGAGCAGCUGCAGCACCCCCAGCUUGCAACGGCUGCAUGCCCUGCUUCCCAUGUCCCCAAAUCUGGCACCUGCACUUGGGAUGAGUUUUGCUCUCCCCCUGUUGGGCACCUCAUGCAGAAAGCAGCUCCUCAUGGCAGGAAAAUAACCCACAAGCAUGCCAGAUUGUUCUGUUUUAUUUCUGAAUUAUUCUUUACAUUGUACAAUAUAUAAAAAUACAUAGUACCCCAAAAAAAUUCACAGUGUCUAAAGGCAGUGAUUACAGUCUAGGUCACCUUUAUACUAAAGUACCAUCGAGUUCAAUUGCAUAGGAAGGGUGAUGUGCCUCCACUGCAGAGUCCAGUGACACGCUCCAGGUUUUCUGUUUGGGACAAGAGUUCCAAUCGCAUCUCCCCCCAGCCCUGUGCCUGUUGUGCCCCCACCUCCAUCACACACUUGGCCCCAUCUCACUCUUCACACACCCUGAAGCCUCUGUGGGAGCGGGGCUGCAGCCUCAUGGCAUUUUGUGUUUCUCGCAAUGGUUGGGUUCAAAGCAAAGCAGGAUGGGGGCUCUAGAAAGCCAAAUGCUGCUCUUAAACUGCACACGCACCUCCCAUGGCAGGAGUGGGUUUGCAGCUGAGGCAGAGCAGAAGCAGUGGCCCAAAGGGAGGAUUUCAGGGCAGAAGGGUUGAGGGUGGAUGACCCCACAAGGACCCAUUCCCCACAGGGGGGUUGUUUUUGGUCGCUUCUGAAGGCAAUCGCACAGCACCGAAACCUGUGGGUCUCCUCACCCAGCCCAAACCUGCUCUAGCAGCCUUCUCAGGUUUUCUCCUUACAAGCUGAAAGGGAAGAAUCCCCCAUAUGAGUCCAGUCCCUCCUCAGAAGCACCCUUGCCAUAGGGUGCUGCCCCUGCACCGCAGCCUUGUUUGGAGCCCUCUGAAACCAAAAGCCGUUGGUUUUCGGGGUUUCUCGACCCUAAAUUUUGCAUUAAACUUAUUUGUGUCCCCAUAAGGCCAGUCUCAUGAUGCUGAUCAAUAACUCAGAAAGCAAUUGCUAACUUCUUAACAUGGAAGAUGACAUUGUUCCAGUUCUUGUAGUUUAUGCUUUACUCUAAUGGUACAUUAUUUGUUACUCUACUUGCUAUUUUAAUUUUCUUUGCACAAUUACUCCCUACUUAUAAUUACAAAAACAACAGAGUGAUACACAUGAGAGAUUCAGGAGGCUUAUUCAGAAAAUAUAAGCAGUAACGAGAAUCCUUUACUCAGUCAUUCUUAACCAGAAUGAUUUAGGGGAGAAUCAGCACUUCUAACUAGAAAAAUCAAUUUUUUUUUCAAUUAAAAAAUUAUAUUUCAUUUACCUCAAAAGCAUAUUUUGUUACCCCCUAAUGGAAAGGACACUAGAUUUGUACUUUUUUUUUCCUUCAGUUUGUCCCUGUGGCAUUUGAAUACCAGCACUGCCUUUCUUAUUUUAAGUUUCCUCUGCAGGCAUUUUGCUAUAUAUAUAUAUAGAGUGUGUAUAUAUUAUAAAUAUAUACUGUACCUAUCCACCGAUAGAUGUAUACACUAUUACAAAAAAAGAGCAAGUUGUUACACAAACUUUACAUUUACAUUUUAUAUAUAUAUUUAUAUAUAUAUAAAACUCUCCCCCCACUACAUUUGGUAUAAAGAAUAAAUCAAUCUCAGUGGACAGCAAUUUCCUCCCCAGGUGGACUCAGCAUCAGAUUAACACUGGAGGCAUCAAAUUAUCUGCAUCAGACGAGGACUCCGUUCCUGCUCUCUGUUGAUUUCAAAAAGCAAACUCUGUUAUCUGUUUUUCUACAAGUAAGGCAUUAGGAACAGUGGUGGUAGCACACUACAAAUUCUUCUCCUACAGUAGCUGUACAGUUCGCAUAUUUGGGUGUGGAACAUCCCACUAUAGGUGUUUCUGCUGAAAGUUGGGCUGUCAGAUUUCCACUGUCUUAUGUCCAUUGCGUUUCGUGCGCUGUAUGCCCGAAUCCUCCCCAGAACCAAUGGCUCCAGACCAACCCUGUGACCACCCAGGGUCUCCUCUUCUCUCAGAAGUGAAAGAAAAAGGAGAGCUAGAUGGUUUCAUUGGGAAGCAGUGUUUCCCAAUUAAGUGCAUUUCCAGUGUAGUUCAAGCUGUUUCCUAAGUUCAAGCUGAACUUAGGAACUUUUAAACUCUAGCAGCAGCCAUGAGCAGUCCAACCUGCUACAGCUACUGCAGAUCUAGCGAUCAAACUGCUGUAUUACUUGGACAGCAAGAAUGUCAUGUAUUUGUGUCAUUAACCUGCCACACAUUAGAGAGUUCAUAACAAAACGCAACCCUCACACCACAUUUACAUGAUCCUUAAAUAACUGCACCCUCAUGCAAACAGUAACUGAGUAAUAAGUGCUCUGAUUUCUCUCUCUCCGCGCUCUCUCCUGGUUUCUGCUUUCUGCUCGAAUGGAGCCGCCAAGAGACCCUUGCUGUGACUGCCCAUUGCAUGAAAAGGACUGGGUCCAUUUGGAAGGCUGGUAAGAAGAGCAUUUCAAUGAAGUGAUAACCACAUGUACCACCCUUAAAGCAUCUGCCCUCCAAUAGCUAACAAAAUAUCCACCUUCUGAGCAAAAUGGCAGUAAUGACCCAUCAUGGUGAGCUGAACAUUUAAGUAACUUUAACUGCGAUAUGGGAGCUUUCUUUGGGGAAAAAAGCCAAGCAUGGAAGAAUGCUUAAAGCGAAGAGAAAAAAAAAA